AUGCUUCUGCUUGGCACACUCGGAGUAACGGCUGGAGUCACGGGAAUCGUCGUUGUGUCGAGGAACUCUUUUCUGCGAGGCAUUGUCCGACACUAUCUCCUAAUCGAUCUCUCCAAUUACAUUCUCGUUAAUGCCGGUCAUUUGUUGUGGGCGGUGCCCUGUGCUAUUUGGCGAUUGAAUUAUCAGCUCCCAGUUGUCGAUUAUCUCUUCGGUGAUCUUGUCAAUACAGCUGUUUGUAUGGGAUAUUUUCCAAAGUUGUUCCUUGGAAUGAAUCGCUUCUUUGCGAUUGCUUUUGAUGGAGUCUAUCAUCAUAAAUACGAGAGAACGGCGGUCAUUCAAUACUUGUUGAUGAUGCUCUGUCCGCUUGCAUCAUUUAUCGCUUUUGGGCUUCCUGGCUGUCAUGCCAUUUUUCUUCCCGACGGGCAAAACUUCUACUUCGCUGAAGGUGGCUGUGGAGAGGCCACGAUUUACUACACUCAAGUGCUACCACCAGCAAUUUUUCUUCCACUUGAUGCCUGCUUUGAUGGCUUCUCUUUUAUUAUGCUGUAUCGGAGAGUUCAACAAUUGCAGAAAGGGCGACAACAAAUGAGCUCUCAAAAAGCAGAUCAGCUCAGGAAAGGAUACAAGUUGGCUCUGCAGAUGGUCAGCAAUUUUAUUGCCGGCGCUAGUUCGGCGACAGGUGUGGCAAUUGGACAGAAUUAUGUCACUUCUCCGAUGGGCUCAUUUCUUUUGUGGACAGCCCUGUGGCAAGGAUGUUGUACAGUGCAAUGCACCACUUACGUGUUCUUGUUGAGUGAAAGACGGACAAAGCCUCGUGCCACUUUGCCUGUUCAAAAAGCCACCGUACAAACCAGUCAAGUUGAC
Messenger RNA from Mesorhabditis belari, 864 nucleotides. Lineage: Eukaryota; Metazoa; Nematoda; Chromadorea; Rhabditida; Rhabditidae. The record is from the annotation of a GenBank genome assembly.